Messenger RNA from Ambispora gerdemannii, 513 nucleotides. The record is from the annotation of a GenBank genome assembly. NCBI's taxonomy places the organism in Eukaryota, Fungi, Glomeromycota, Glomeromycetes, Archaeosporales, Ambisporaceae.
AUGUCUGGUUCAAAAUGUCAGGCAGCUGGUCUGAAAAAUGCUUUUGAAACCCACUUUUUCUUCGAAGCAGGCUGCAAAAUUCAACCCAAGGCAGUGACUAAAGCAUUCGAAUGUUAUUUGAAUUUGCUGAUUCAGAAAACCCAGAAGCUUGUUGAAAUGGUAUUGAAGCGAAAAAAAUGUCUUGCUGACGCGCUUAAUAUGUGUGCCAAAUAUUCACUGCCCCCGGGUAUAGGUGCAUUACCACUAAAAUUCACUGCCCCGGGUAUAGGUGCAUUACUACUAAAGUUGAUGGAUGCACUACCACAAAGAUUCACCGCCACGAAGAAAGAAAAGCUAAAGAAACAACUCGCAAAACAUCGCUCAGCACUGAGUGUAAAUAGUACUAGCAAGAAAGAAGUGUGGAUAUACUACCACAAAGGUGAUUACUUGGAAGUCUUACAAGCGAGAAAAGUCAAAGGAAAGAAUAACGGGACAAAGUCAGCAGCAAAAAAAAAUAAACCAACUCGCGAAUAG